Messenger RNA from Exophiala spinifera, 1344 nucleotides. RefSeq lists its product as uncharacterized. Gene Ontology annotation, cellular component: nucleus; ribonucleoprotein complex; cytoplasm. Lineage: Eukaryota; Fungi; Ascomycota; Eurotiomycetes; Chaetothyriales; Herpotrichiellaceae. The transcript has 5 exons. The coding region runs from base 1 to 1344 and encodes 447 amino acids. The record is from RefSeq and is a predicted model, not a curated record. Gene Ontology annotation, molecular function: mRNA binding.
AUGCCUCGAGAACAACGGCGGGCUCGGGACGUAAACAGAGACGAUGAGCAAUACAUUAUUCUGGUCCAAGAUAUACCUCGCCAUUGCCGCUGGCAGGAACUCAAAGACAUGACUCGCAGUCUUGGAGGCGAACAGAGCUUGAAAGCCGAAGUCUUUGCAACUAGCGACGGAAGUCAAUUGGGUCAUUGCACUAUCAAAGGACGGAGUGCUGCGACUCAAGUAUAUGAGAACUUUUGUGUUCAGGGCUGGAACGGGAAAUGCGUCCGGGUAUCACUGGCAGUGCUUGAGAAACCUGGCAUAUUGAAGACUCUCGAGGGUCCGAGAAAGAGUCGUGGUGCCACAGUCGAAACACGAGUAUCUCCCAGUUUUGGCCAUCAUCCGCCUCCGGCAGGGCUGACCGGAAGUCAAACCGGCUCGUCAUGUCUACAGGUCUAUCCAAACACCUACCAAUUUGAGGCGAUGAGCAGCCAGAACCAGUUCUACCAGAGACCGACGCCAGCUCGCACAGCCAUCGUGCCCUCUCAUGCUUCGGCGGGGGCGAGCCGAGCACCCCCUUCUACCCCCGUCGCUCAAGUUUCCCCCUAUUCAUACCCGACCAGGACAAUAUCAUAUCCUACAGUAUCAGCUGCGAUGACCUACUCGCCGGCACUAGUUGGUGCACACUCGCGACAACACAGUGCAGUAGCGUCGAAGCCUUCAAGUCUAGUGUCUAUUGACGCUUCAAGGAGGGACAAGAGUCCCAACACUAUCUUGAUAUCUAGGCUUCCCCCUCAGCAGUCGGAGAAAGAGCUCCGAAGUCUCCUGGAACAAUACGGUUCGCUUGUCUACCUCGAUAUCGGUCCGAAGACGCCCACCACUGAGAAAGCCAAAGGGACAGCCAACGCGAGGUUUGGCUGCGCUGCCGAGGCCGAGGCCGCUGUCCAGGGUCUCAAUGGAUGUUAUCUUGGCGGAUGCAAGAUCAAACUUCGUCAAGAAAAGCCAGAGAGGACACUGUCAUCACGACCCGGUGGAAAGCCGACAAUGCCAUCUCCAGGCCGAGAGAUAUCGAUUGCCCAUCCCACAGCUGUGCAGAGCCCACACGAGGCAUUUUAUCAGAUGACACAAGGCAAGGCCGACCGUGACACCGGCAACACCGGAUCUUCGUCACCAUUAUCUGGUCCUUUGAUUGUGGACGGUGCUAGAUGUCUCUGUACGGGCGCCGAGGGGGGCUAUUCGGCGGAGACGCAGGACGACGAUAGCUCUGACGAUGACUCGGAUAGCAGUGACGAGGGGGAGGAGAAGAAUAAUGAUGAUGAUGACGAUGUGGCUCGGACGUCGGAUCGUGUGAGUGGCAUGAAAAUGUAG